GGCUAACUCAUACCUUUAAACUGCCUCCUUUGUGACAUCAUUCUCCCACCAAACCUACGAGCACCUGGUAGAAUCUUGGGGUUUCCAUGGAGUUGUCUGUAAAUAAAUUUGGAUCAUCGCAACUGACCAAUAACCAGUGACCAGUAACCAGUGACCAGUAAUCAGUGACCAGUGACCUUUCUGCUGGCCACAUGCGCUCUUCUGCUACUCCUCAGACAUCCUCUAAUAUUAUCUCCUCAUCCCUUCUAUCCUCCAUUGACAUUUCCUCUUCUCUGACCAUGUCAGAAAAUUUCCAAAAUUCAUCUUUACUUGGAACUGCAAAUUCUCUGCAGCUCUCUCUUCCUGUGGUAAGCAAUGAGGCUUCCCUAACAGGAAGUGUCUGCAACUUCUCCAGAGUCCCUACUCCAGCUGUUAGCUCGUCAUGGAUACUGCCAUCACCUGCUAGCAGCUCAUUCCAGUCACUCAUGGGUAGUGCCUACCUUUACCAACAUUCUAGCACAACUAUGUUGUCUGGGGUUACUGGCCACAGCCCCAUGUCCAUUUCAGCUGCCUCCUAUCCAAGUGUUUUUGAUUGGGAUAUGACAGGAAGCACUGAAAACUCAUCUUCACUUGGGGACCUCACUGUGACUAUCAUUGACCAGGACAGAACUGUUUCUUCUAUGUCUAUGACAGCACAUUAUGAUCAAGCUUCAGAUACCAAUACCAUGGUCCCUCUCUACCCAUCAUUGUCUGCAAGGCUUGUUCAGGGAACAUCAUCUCAAAUUUCAAAUCAAGAACAUAGCCUGUCACUUCCCUACCAGGAAGGAAGCAAGGUCUAUUACUAUAAUCAAAGCACACUGGGACCACUACUGUCUGGAGAACUUAGCCCCUGCCUGCAAUCCUAUGGCUCUAUGUCAUACACCGGAAGUAUGUCCUCUGCUUCUCAACCAGAAAUGGUGAUGGUGCUAAAGGAGGUUCAACCUACAAAUGUCCUACCAGUUACCUCCACCCCUAGGAUCUACUACUCUGUGUCUGCUCAGCCUAUCACAGAAACAAGUUUUGAAGUGAUGGAAACUUCCCUAGAGAUGGACACCUCUCUGGGAUUACAAACUCCAACCCAGACACUUUGUCUGCCACAAAUGCCAGAAUUCCCCAAGUCCUGCAAGAGCAGAAAUAUCCAGAUAAUUGAUAAUAACCCACCUUCUGAGUUUGAGGACAUUUCAAUAAUAGCUCCAGUCCAGAGUCCUUCUGAUUUCUUGGCACUGCCUCCAGCUUCCACCCAAGAAGAAAAAGAGAAUAAGAAUUUGGAUGAGACUAAAACCAAGCUGUCAAAGGCUCUGGAUGCCUACCAGAUCCCAGCAGAAAACCAAGAUCCUCCACUACUCCCUUUAGAAAUCCCUGAUAUCCAUCAGCUUCUGGCCUGCAUUGAUCCUCUUGGCCAAGAGGUGCAGCCUCAUUCUAAAACUGUCAGUCUAGGAAACAACAGCCUGAGUCUUGAACACCAAGGGACACUUGAAAGUGAGAUUGAGUCUGGCAGUAGUUUUUCAGACAUCUCUACACUGGUGAAGGAUAUUCACCUUCCCCAGCUCUUCAAUUCCUUAAAAGAUCUUGACCAAUCCAAAGAUCUCACAGCAAUCAAAGCCAAAGAUGCCAAAGCGUCCAUGUUGAAUCAGUCACAGGAAAAGUCCAAUGUCAUAAAGGAUUCCUCUGAUCAAGUCAGGAAGAACAAGCAUAAAGCUUCUGAGCCUAUCAGUGGUGCUCCCAAGGCCAAAAUCCAGCCAAAGAAUCCAGAGUGCCUGACAGGGGAAGAAGUGAUUGUUCUCAGUGCUGUAGCCAAGCAUUCUAACAGCAAACCUCAGAAAGCUGCAUCCAGCAGGAGCAGCAAAACUAAGGGUCAUGGGCAGGAAAAGACCAAAAGGACCAGAGAAAACAACUCCAAGAAAGCUGAAGAAAGUAAGCAGUCAGGGAACAAAGUCAAGGCAGAAGACAAGCCAACCAUUCCCAAGAUGAAGCGGAAGAAAAAUCAACUUGAGCUUAGCCCAGAGAAUUUUAAAAAGCCUCGAAGCUGCCUAGGUAUGCACAUGCUGGAGUCUGUUCAGGUUUUCCACCCACUGGGAAAGAAGAGUGAUAAGAAAACUGGACUCUCUUCCUUCAGGAAGCUGGGAAAUUCAAGCAACACCAAAGACCCCCAGCUAUCCCCAACUUUCAAACCAUGGCUGGAUACUCCACGUGAGGGUAAAGGUUCUGAGAAAACUCCAGUCAAAGCCCAGAAAACAGAUGGCAGUGCUGGAAAAGAGUGUCCAUCUCCAUCGCAGUAUGAGCUGCCACCACCUGGGAAGGUCAAGUUGGUACCUUUGCCCUUUCCGACCCUGGACAAACCUCCAGCUCGACCUGUUCCUCGGCGGCCACAUUCUCUGGCCUCACGUAGGCCUGCUGCAGCUAACCCUGCUCAGCCUGCUGCAGCUAACCCUGCCCAGCCUGCUUGUAUUAACUCAGCUCAACCUAUUGCAGUCAAUCUAUCCAGACCAGCUCCUACCAAUGCAUUUUCAACAUUUCCUGCCAGACCAGCUUGGCCAGUUUCAACCAAUGCAACCAGACACAGUUUGACCAACCCUACCCGGCCUAAUGAACCUCAGUCUGCUGCCUCUAAGCCUGCACCUUGCAAAACAUCAUCUUGUACUUCCCUCCAGCAAGAGCCUGUUUUCACUCCUGUGACCAAGCCCAAGUCACCACCCAAGCCUCAAAACCAAUUUCUACUCCAAGACUUCAGCUGUCAACCAAUUCCAUGGAGGAAACCCAAUAUUUCUGGGCCAGUACUAUCAAAGCCUAUCACAAAAGAGCAGAGGCCAGAGCGUGAAGCCAUGAAAAGGAAGGCUCAACAAGAGCGAGAGAAUGCCGCCAAAUACAGCUCUCUGGGGAAAGUGCAGUUUUUCAUUGAGAGAGAAAAAGAGAUGGAAAUUUCACGCUACUAUGGUUACGUAAAAUAAGAGAUGCUCAGCUUACUGGUACCACUUUGAGUACCAGCUGGUUUUCCACAUAUAAAUAGAUAGAUACAAAUUUCUCUAUUAAUUCUGAUAUAUUUUAAAAUCUUAAUAAAAUUGAGUAAAGAAAUGUAAUAAAAUUGAUUAAUAGCAGAGUAAUAAAGAAGCCUUUUGAGUUUUGAUGUGCUGUUAAGUGUGGUUUUUCUUUCAGGGAGGUGGGGAUCAAAGGCUGCCUUAGAAAGAAGGCACUGAAAGUUGGGUGGGAGAAUAAGGGGCAAAAGGGAUUAAGAAUUGAAGAAAGAGGAAGGAUCCUGUUCCAGGACUAGGUAAGCCAAAAGGGAAGAUAUUUAUGGAUUUAUAAAAAGUAUCAGCAAUGGGGAAAAUGACAGAACUAAGAUACAGAGUCUAAGGUUCGGGCUAAAACAAUAAAUUAUAUUAAGUUGAUAAUUGGAGAAGAUGAGCCUGAGUUGACCACAGAAAUGUCAAGAAAUCUUUCAUGGAGAAUGGCCUUAUAUCUUAUGCCCUACCUGAUAAGUAUUUUUGAAAAUAAGAUAGAGGACA
Messenger RNA from Microcebus murinus (gray mouse lemur), 3521 nucleotides. RefSeq lists its product as uncharacterized. NCBI's taxonomy places the organism in Eukaryota, Metazoa, Chordata, Mammalia, Primates, Cheirogaleidae. The record is from RefSeq and is a predicted model, not a curated record.